This is a messenger RNA of Cyanistes caeruleus (blue tit), 2539 nucleotides long. RefSeq names its product gamma-aminobutyric acid type A receptor subunit gamma3 (gene GABRG3). Gene Ontology annotation, biological process: chloride transport; monoatomic ion transmembrane transport; gamma-aminobutyric acid signaling pathway. Gene Ontology annotation, molecular function: GABA-A receptor activity; extracellular ligand-gated monoatomic ion channel activity. Lineage: Eukaryota; Metazoa; Chordata; Aves; Passeriformes; Paridae. Gene Ontology annotation, cellular component: membrane. The record is from RefSeq and is a predicted model, not a curated record.
AUGCUUUCUUUGCAGGAAUAUCAAAUUGAUAUAUUUUUUGCCCAGACAUGGACAGACAGCCGUCUUCGCUUCAACAGCACCAUGAAAAUACUGACUCUGAACAGCAACAUGGUUGGCUUGAUCUGGAUCCCAGACACGAUAUUUCGUAACUCAAAGACAGCAGAGGCCCACUGGAUCACCACCCCCAACCAGCUCCUCCGCAUAUGGAAUGAUGGCAAGAUCUUGUACACCCUCAGGCUUACCAUCAACGCUGAGUGCCAGCUGCAGCUACACAACUUCCCCAUGGAUGAACACUCAUGUCCUCUGAUAUUCUCCAGCUAUGGCUAUCCUAAAGAGGAAAUGAUUUACAGAUGGAGGAAAAAUUCAGUGGAGGCUGCUGAUCAGAAAUCUUGGCGACUCUAUCAGUUUGACUUUAUGGGUCUUAGAAAUACUUCAGAAAUUGUGAAAACCUCUGCAGGUGAUUAUGUAGUCAUGACUAUAUACUUCGACUUAAGUAGAAGAAUGGGAUACUUUACUAUACAAACAUACAUUCCCUGUAUAUUAACAGUUGUUCUUUCCUGGGUAUCCUUUUGGAUCAAAAAAGAUGCCACACCAGCAAGAACAGCAUUAGGCAUCACCACAGUAUUGACCAUGACAACUUUGAGUACCAUCGCAAGAAAGUCAUUGCCCCGUGUUUCCUACGUCACUGCCAUGGAUCUGUUUGUGACUGUAUGCUUUCUAUUUGUCUUUGCUGCUCUGAUGGAGUAUGCCACCCUCAACUACUACUCAAGUUGCAGGAAACCAAACUGUACUAAGAAGAAAAAGUCGCUACCUGAUGUAAGUUUUGGUCAUGUAAUGAAUUAUUCUGUACUUGAUAUGAGACCACCAACUACAGUCAUCACAUUGAACAAUACCAUGUAUUGGCAAGAUUUUGAAGAUGCAUGUGUCUAUGAAUGUCUGGAUGGGAAAGACUGUCAGAGCUUUUUCUGUUGUUAUGAAGAGUGUAAAUCAGGCUCAUGGAGGAGAGGACGGAUUCACAUAGACAUCUUAGAACUGGACUCUUACUCUAGGGUCUUUUUUCCUACAUCUUUCCUGCUGUUUAACCUGGUCUACUGGGUUGGAUACCUCUAUCUUUAAAUGUUGCCUGUAGCAGUGAAGACUUGCUGCUUUUUCUCACUGCGGACGGAUGGUGAAAGUGCAGAAAAAGUGAAGGACACAGUCAGUUUCAUCUCAGAUUAUAAAGACCACAUUAACCUUCACCAUCACAGAGCCUGAUGAAGAAUUUUAACAUGUAAUUUCCUGAAAAAGCAAAACACGGAAGAAUUCUCUCCUAACUGCUCUUUGUUUUAAGAAAAAGGUUCUUACAAAGUUCAGCUGAAUUUGUAGUGUAAGCGAUGUUUAUGAAUAAUUAUUGUAUAUUAAAAUCUCUACUACUGUCCCUUGCCAUAGAAUAUAUUCACAAUUCAGGCAAAGUUUAAAUAUGUAAUUUUUAUUUUUUCAUUCCCAUACUUUCUUCACAAUGCUGCCAUGUCCCUAAGGCUCAGAGCAAUGUACACUGACACUAGCAAAGCCAAAGCCAAUGAAAAUGCUCAUUUGUAUUUAAAUUUGCUUGAUUUCCCACCAGGCUGUGGGAAAUUGAUGAUCUCCUUGAUAUAGAGUAACCACCAAGAGACAACAAGAAAUGUCUGGUAGGAUCAAAACGUGGAUGUUACCUUCUGCAGAGGCCUGGGAUUCAUGGAAUUAGCCACUUACCCUACAUAUUGGAUUUAACUUAAAGGUGAAAAGGCAGACAGAGAAGAAAGCUAUAAUUUUGAUAUAAAUAAGACUUGCCUAUCUGUGAGGAAGCUGUAGGCAUAACUUCUACACAUUUUCAAGCUUUUAACUGUGUUUUUUAUAACUCAAACACAGGAUGGUCGUUGACUUCUAAAGUACUAUACUUGAAGCAGGACAAGAUUCCUGCUUGUUUGUGUCAUUGUAGCAGUUCAUAGUGCAUAGCCCAUAAGUAAAAAUCACUAUAAUAUCACCAGGAAUAUGUGGCUUUCUUCAGAUUUCAAUCUGCUAAAAAGUGUGCCAAUGCAUUCUUAUUUUUUCUCUCAAAGUUGUAUUAUAUAAUUGAAAAACAUGUGUGCCAAAGGCCUUUUGUUCUUUUUGUAACAUUAAGCACUGCAGUAUUUACUCAUGGUAGUUGUUCCCUGGGCCUGAGCUAAAGACUGAACACUUGUUUGAAUAGUGCAUUACAGGAACUCAAUUGUGACACUUGGAUUAAGCAUGAAGUAGUUGCCACAUACAGAAAGAGGUUCUUUUCAUUCUUUUCCAAAAUUUUCAACUAUAUUUUACACUAAAAAAGAAUUUUGUAUUUUUCAAGGUUUUGAUCAUUCAACCCAUUUUUUCAAAAGCUAAUUUUACAGUAUUAGACUAAGUGAUGUCUUUUACAGACUGUCUACAUAGUUAUUAUUAAGCAAACAAACCACAUCCAUAAUUAAAUAGCAGUAGCUUUUCACUACCCUUUGCAUGACAAAUUGUUACAAAAGAUUGAAGUCAAAAGAUAAUUAAAACAACA